UGCCGCCGCCGCGCAGCCCGUUCUCGCGAGACUUGGCUGGGCCGGCGCGGGGAGGCCGAGGCGCUCGGGGCCCUUUUCAAACCCAGCAGCAGCGGGGGCAGCAGCCCGGCGGCGAAAUGGCGGAGAACGACAAGCCGGAGGCUGCGGCGGCCGCGCCACCGCCGCGGGGCGCCGAAGAGGCCGCCGCCAGCCAGCCGCCGCCGCAGCAGCAGCAGCAACAACAACAACAACCACCGCCGCAACAACAACUGCCGCAGGACGAGGCGGCGGCGGCCACCGAGAGCGGCGGGGGCAGCGCUAAUGGCGUCAAAAUGGAUAAUGAUGAGACAGCAAAAGAAGAGAAGGCACCUGUGAAAGAGAAGUAUGUUCCAAAACCAAAGGCAAUCCCUUCUCUUGGAAACAAGAAUAGAUUCCAUCCCUAUUCAAAGGACAAGAAUGUGGGCACUGGAGAGAAGAAAACUAUUAAUCGUAAUAGAGUUUUCAUUAGCAACAUCCCAUAUGACAUGAAAUGGCAAGCUAUUAAAGAUCUUAUGAGAGAGAAAGUUGGUGAGGUUACAUACGUGGAGCUGUUUAAGGAUGCUGAAGGAAAAUCAAGGGGUUGUGGUGUGGUUGAAUUCAAAGAUGAAGAAUUUGUUAAGAAAGCAUUAGAAACUAUGAACAAAUAUGAUCUUAGUGGAAGACCCCUGAAUAUUAAAGAGGAUCCUGAUGGUGAACAUGCUCGUAGGGCACUACAGCGUGUAGGAGGACAGUUCCCAGGAGGACAUGGACCCGAUAUGACACCUGGAUUAAUGAAUUUACCACCUUCUAUUCUCAAUAAUCCAAACAUUCCUCCUGAGGUCAUCAGUAACUUGCAGGCAGGCAGGCUUGGGUCCACUAUUUUUGUUGCUAAUCUCGACUUCAAAGUUGGCUGGAAGAAACUGAAGGAGGUAUUCAGCAUUGCUGGAACUGUAAAACGUGCAGACAUCAAAGAAGACAAAGAUGGCAAGAGUCGAGGAAUGGGAACAGUCACGUUUGAACAAGCAAUUGAAGCUGUUCAAGCAAUAUCUAUGUUCAAUGGACAGUUCUUGUUUGAUAGACCCAUGCAUGUAAAAAUGGAUGACAAAUCAAUUCCUCAUGAAGAUUUCCGUGUUGCAGACAGCAAAACUCCACAGCUACCUCGUGGUCUUGGUGGCAUUGGUAUGGGACUUGGACCAGGUGGACAGCCCAUCAGUGCGACACAAUUGAGCAUGGGUGGUGGAAUGGGCAAUAUAGGUCCAGGAGGUAUGGGAAUGGAUGGUCCAGGAUUUGGUGGAAUGAACAGAAUCGGAGGUGGGCUUCCUGGUUUUCGUGGAAUGGAAGGAAUGGCUAAUAUAGGAGGAUUUGGAGUCAGCCGAAUGGGAGAAAUGUUCCGUGGUGGAAUGGGAGGAAAUAUGGACAGAGAUUUUGGGCGUAGUGACAUGGCAUUGAACCGUGGUUUCGGAGAAUCUUUUGGAAGGAUGGGUGGUGGAAUGGGUGGUAUGAGCGGUAUGCCUGGCGGAAUGGGAAUGGGGAUGGAUCGGAUGAGUUCUGGUUUUGAUCGAAUGGGACCAGCUAUGGGUGGAGGCCUGGACAGGAACAUCGAUAUGGAUCGAGGAUUUGUGGCUGGACCAAUGGGAGGUGGCAUGAGAGAGAGAUUAGGCUCUAAAGGCAACCAGAUAUUUGUCAGAAAUCUUCCUUUUGACUUGACUUGGCAGAAGCUAAAGGAGAAAUUCAGUCAAUGUGGUCAUGUAAUGUUUGCAGAAAUAAAAAUGGAGAACGGAAAAUCAAAAGGCUGUGGAACAGUCAGAUUUGACUCACCAGAAUCUGCUGAAAAAGCCUGUAGGAUAAUGAACGGCAUAAAAAUCAGUGGCAGAGAAAUUGACGUACGCUUGGAUCGCAAUGCAUAAUUUAAAACUAUAUGUUCAGGAACAUUCCUAUGUCUGUUUAGCUUCUCUAUCCUAGUAAGUCAUUUUUAGUAACAUUGUAUGCUUACAAAAGCUGUAAAAAUGAACUUUUAAAUCCCACCAGCCUUUAACAGUAUAGUGUUUAAUAUACUGUGAUACUUGUUAACUGAAUCUUACUAUGUUUGGUUUUUAAAGACAAUUUGCCUGAUUUUUUUUUCUUUUUUUUUUUCUUUUUGGUUUUUUUUAGAGGCACUGAGCCACCUGCAGGUCCCAUUAGACAGUGGGAGCUUUGGAUGCUCAGCGCCUUUGGAAAAUUAGGCCAAGUGUCUCUAGUCAUUCAGUUUAAAUGAAUGGUUAUACUGUUUUUAAUAAAAUAAGCCAUUUUCUCUGUUAAUCUCAAGAUUGCAUAGUGGGAUUUGUUUAGUGUUUUCUGAUUUUUCCCCAGCCUGUAUCAACAUUGUAGUGUAAAAAUUAGAUGUCUUUUUUCAGAAUUUUGGUUUUAUAUGUACACUGUAGUCAUACUGUAAUUCUUGACUCUAAAAGAAAGGGCUCCAAAUAGGCUGUGAUGUUUUUGUUCUACUUUAAUAUUACUUUAAUGCCAUGACUUAGUUCUGUAAAUAAGAUUUAGAGCCCAGUGGGAGUUUUGGAUUUUUUUUUGACUAAACGAAGAAACUGAUCUUUCUCUCUUGCUUUUAUUUUUUCUUCAGCAUAAUCACUGAUUAAAACUAGUUACCACAGACCCUUGUAGGAUUGUUCCCUAUGAUGCCAAGUUCAUAUAAAAUUGAUAAUAUAGUGAAUACUAAGUACAGUACAAGACAGAUUGCUCCCAAUUUUUUAUCUAUUUUCCAGCCAUUCAGGUGAACUGCCAGAAAAAUAAAAACAACAGAGCAGAUAAGAGAAAUGGCUGUGUAUGUCAAACCACUGCUGUUCACUUCUAUGGGUCCUGAUGUAUUUAUGAAGGCAGUCUUUAUAAACCAGGGUAUUCCCAAACACAGCAUAUCAAAUACGUUGGAUCCUACAAUGUUAGACAUAGCCAUAUCUCCAUUUCCUGCAAAACAAAAAAGAUAAAUGAGCCUGCUUAAUUGUAUCAUAUGAAAUUGCCAAACUUUUUGGAGGAACAGACUGUCAGCCCUCAAUUUCUCACAGAGCACCCUUUUCAGACUUUUAAUUAAAAGAACUGUAGACAUGAUUAUGUAGAACAUGGUUUUAGGUACCACAGUCAUAAAAAGAAUUGUCUCCCUAGAUCACCAGCAUCUGCACAGUUGCACUUAAAAUAAGCUAGUCAGGCAAUUACAAAAUCCAGUCAUGUUUAAAAUACCAUGACCUACAGUUGUGCUUUGUAGUAAAACUGUAACACUUGAUCAACAGCAAAUCAAACUAAUCUGGAAUACUUGUCUGAGAUACUCUAGAGCUUUUAAAUGGCUGAGCCAUAGCUACUUCAGGUAAGCUACUUUAGUUAGUAUUAGUCAAUUUAAGUUCUAGAAGUAGUAACAACAAUUUAAAGUUGCUCCUUGAAGUUUUGGAGAUAUUGACAAGAUUCUUUUCCAUAGUUCCUUUUAAACACAUUCAAUGGAAUGAGCCUGCAUAUCAAGAUCUUUACCUUUUUGAGCCACCAGCACACUUGCAACUGUAUCUGGUACACUUGUUCCUGCUGCUAGUAAUGUGAGGCCCAUUAUUGACUCUGGAACUCCCAGUGUUUCACCUGUAGUUGAUAAAUAAUGGUAAAAAACACCAGUAUGAUUAGAUUUCAUCCAAAGAAAUUGCUUUGGACUUUGCUGGAGGAAGGAUUAGUAAUCAUAUGGUAAUUCUGAAAGGAAUCUGCCAGCUAACUUGACUAAAUCUAAACUGACUGAACUAUAAAGUAGUUUAAAAAUUAAACAUCACCCUGUCCCUGUUCUUUAAUUUAAUAAAAGAAAAGAAAAAAAAAGAGGAACUAUAGCAUAAUAACCAUCUUAUUUCAUAAGUCUUCUAAAGACUUCAGUACACGGUCUCCAGCACUCAAGAGAGUGCCAAUUAGGAACUGGUCUUUUGGAUACAGUAAAAAUUUAAAUAUCUCCCCCCCCCCCCCACACACACACACUUUUGAAACAUAUAGUAGUCUCUUAUAUUUUGGGGCAUCUCGUUGUUAGUGCUCAAAAGUCACAUGAAGCAAUAACUCUUAUAAUUAUCUGCUCUUUGAAGGGGGAGAAAAAAAAGCACAUGAAUUUUCUUAGGGAGGAAGGUUAAGAUCAUUACUACAAUACUUCCUCAACUAGGUGGCUUUAACAUUUCAAUUCAAUUAGAAAGCUGAAAUUUUUCAGUUUCUUGUUGGAUUCAGAGGAAGGAAGGAAGGAAAAGGAAGAAUUGUUAAAUAACUCGUAAGUGCAAUAAUUUUAGAAGCAUCAGUUUCCUUUAAAUAAAUAUUAGUUUAAAUUAAGAAAAUUAUUAAAACAGCAGAUCUUUUCUUUCCUACUAUAUGUUUAGCCCUUCAUGUUCUGAAAGUGUAUUAUUUUCUCACUUCAAACAGGGAUUCGGGUCAUUUUCAAAGCAGCCGUUCUCCUAAUGUAGCAUUCAUGAGGAUCGAUUAUGCUGAAGUACUUGAUAUCUCUGUUGAAACUAUUAAAUAAUUACAGCUUGUUCUAAAUUUCUGGUGACUAAAAAGUAUCCUAAGUUUUUUUUGCUGAAAUCUGAAUUCUUACUUAUAGUGGUUUGACAAUAAUAAGCAAAGUUAAAAAAUAAGAAGCAGUGCACCAUAAACUAGGCCAGCAGUGAUUGCUUAGUACAUUUUAGCUUAGUCCAGGUAGGUCUGAACUGCUUGUCUGUUCAAAGGGGCUGAAUGUGAUCCAACGCAGAAUUUGUAGUGGCACUUAUUCUUCCAUCACUCCUAAUGUAAGAGAUUUAUAGGUUCAGGGACCAAAAGGAUCAGUUCAUAAACCAUCCAGGCUGGAAAAUAAUGGUUCAUGCCAAGCAAACCAAGUUGAAAUACGAAUUAACUAACCAUAUGCACCAAACGUUAGUUUAUAGCCCCUCGGAAGGUUAUAAGAUAGAACGUAAACUCAGGUGAACCUGAUUUUUCUUUUUUAUUAGAUUUAUUUUUUCAUUAGAGGGCAAUUUUUUUCUGGCAAUUAGCCAUAAAGAGAGAAUGGUCUUAUUUUUCUAACCUUUAGUUCAUUUUGUGUAUUAGUAGCAAUAUCUUGCUCUAGUAAUCAAAACUUCUUUGCAGGCACCAAAAGUUGGUAUACUAAAUUAGAUUCACUCUUGACCAUCAAAAUUUAGUCCCCAGCUAUGGUACCUUUAUGAGAUUCUGAUAGGCAGUUUAUGCAACUAUAGCACCUUUUUGAAUUAUCCUUCAUGAAAAAACCUGGAUUUGAGAAUAUAUAUAUAUGUAAUUUUUUUAGAGUUUUAAUGUGUAAAUAGAACAUAUUUGAUCUAGAUGUAGUGGGACAAAGACCCAAAUGCUGCUUGUGAUGACUUUUCAAAGUGGACUAACACUAAUACACUAUUUGAAACUCCAGUGUACCUGCUUUCAUAUGAAUUACUGCUUUGUCUAGUAGAACAGCAAUAACUUUAAAUCAUGGGAAUUCUGUUUUAAAGACUUCUAGCAUUCAGACAGUAAACCAUUGCUUUUUAGAUACAAGUGGAGAAUUAUUUGACCAGGGAGUGAACCUGGUGGGUGUUACAUCUAGCAAUCUAUUAUUAAUUUCUUAAAGGUCUACUGAAUGUGUGAGUCUUUUUCUGCACUUAAUAAGGAGUUAUUCACUGAACUUACUUGAAAACAAGUUUAAGAUGCUGAACCAGCAGAAUACUUGAGGAUUAGUGAGCUAUAAUGUGGAAAUGGCGGGCUUUGUACCAUUUUAUUUUCUUGUUUGGAGAUUUCUCGUUUUUGUUUGUUCUUAAAAUUAAAAAUCUGAUUUUUCACAAGCUGGCUGUAGAAAUAAUGAAAUGAGGAGACAGGAAAAACCUUGAGGUAUUAAAUGAAUUAUUUGCUUUUUUUAUGCAAGUUUGCACCCUUUCUCUCACUGGUAGGGAGACUUAAAUGUAAUGCUUUUACUGCUUCACUUUAUGAUGCAGAUUUGUAAGAGAUAUAUAAAUACAUGCACAAGAAGAAUGGUUAAUAAACACAUGAUACUAUAGUUCAAAUAGAACGGUACACAAAUAUGGGGAUCUUUUUUGGCAGUUAAUUUAAUGCCAAGUUUCUUGUUAAAGUGUUCAAGAAAUUUACAGGUCUAGAAGUAAUAGUUUUUUUAUGAAAACUUGAACCGUUAAUUCCAGUCUUGGUGGAUUCUAUGUUUGUCAAGCUUCAGCUUGAUGAGUUUAACACUAUAUAUCUAAUUGUUUCACUUCAUGAAGCAGUUUAAUGAAGCUGUCUGUCUCUUUAAAUGUAGGCUAUUUUUUGGAGCUAUGUGAACAAGUUCUCAUUCAUGUGAUGGUAAGCAGUCUGAAGCAGCUAAACUCUAAAGUGGUUUUCAUUAGAGGGAAGAAGAAGGUAAACUAAGCAGUCUGAAACGUAACUUUUGUGGGUUUUAUUUUUUUGCACAGUGAAAUAUAUACUGCUAAGCUCUGACCGUCAUUGUGGGAAAGAAAACUCUUCACAGGGAGAAAACUGCUCUUUUUUCAGUGAUUCUUGAUUGGUUGAUUCUGUAUAGCAGCAACAGUUUGGGUGCCUACCUGCUAUUGUUAUCAUCCAUACAAGAACAUAAGUCAUUGCAGAAAUCCAUGCUGCAGAAAAUAAAAAUGUCACCAUGAACCAGUUCCUCCAAAAUUGUCUUCUGCAAUCUGGUAUGGUCAAAUAGAGUAGUGUAAUAAUAGGAAGGGAUAACACCCACAAAAUUCUCUUCAUAUCUGCUUCAGGCAUGGUAAAGACGCUUGGAUGACCUGUUGAAGAAAAAGUAACUUGUUUUAAACUGUAGCAUUAAGUUUAAAGUGUUAGCAUACAAUCAUACAACAUGCCCCUAGUUGUGAGAAUACUGGAAAAAGGUAAAAGAAAUUCUUCCUGAAGUUCUAACUGUAGCCUUAUUACUACCUACAUCAGACUGGACUAAACUCAGAAAUCAAACUUUAUUACCAUGUCACCAGGAGAACCAAGCUACAUUAAAAAUGAACUUUUCUAUUUAAGUUUACACAAAAUGCUUAGUAAGAAUAAGUACAAACUACUGUAUUUUUUUUCUAACCUAAGUGAAGAGGAAGCUGAUGGUCUGUAGCCACAUCAUAGCUAUUCCUUCUGCUAUAAUGCCUAUUUUGGGCUAUGAACCUGCCAUUGUCAUAAAAUAACAGUAUCUAGUAGCAGAAAACAGUAGCAGUUAUUGCUGAAGUCAUUCAUACUCUAUUAAGAACAUCUUAAAACCUACUCUUCAUUAAAAUUGAUUUAGACAGGCAUGCAGAGUGUCUGCAUGAGGCACACAGAGACAACUGUAAUAAUGCUUAUACCUUCAGAGACUUCAUCAAGCCCAUGCAAGCUUGUUGAAAGUUGUGAGUAGUCUAGCUCAUCUUGAAAAAUUCCACUGUCUUGUCUUGACUGACGAAUUAGAGGUCCACUCUCUUCCCUCCAUCCAACUAGUGGCUGCUGCUCAGUGUUCUCUUCCAUAGCUUUUGCAAAACAUGUACAGCAGGGACUGAACUUCUUCAUGAUAUAUUGAUUGAUUUUAAUGUCAAAACACAGUACCAGAAUAUAACCUCCAUAUAUAAAUAAUAAGGAAGCACUUUCAUACCUAGGAUAAGAAAGGGAUUUUACAUGAUGUGUAAUUAAGGAAAAAAAAAGAUUAACUCACUAAAAUGGCUGUGGUAAGGAGGAAGAACUAAUUUGUUUGGAUAGCAAAAGCAGACCACGCAAAAGCAUUUAUUUGCACUUGCAUGGGCAGUGUCAUGAAAGUUCAUGAGUGUCUCCUUAUAUUUCAGCAGUUUGAUUAACUCCUCUACCCUGCUGAGUCUUACUUGUGUAUUGAAUAACUGCAUGUGUUCUAGGGGAACUUACUGACUGAGCAACUCACAUUUGCAAAAUUGAGUCUUCAUGUGAUGGUUAAAGGGAGGGAUAGUAUGUGGUAUUUUGAGUCAAACUCCAGAGAUCUAGUACUGGAUCUGUCUGACUUGCAAAGACAACAGGAAUUUCAGUGUUGACUGAAGGGAGUUAACAUCAGCAGCUUAUGAUCUGCUUCUGGCAGACAAAUGUUUCUGGUAACAGUGAUGCUAUUCAAGGAGAGGCUUGAAAUGAGUAAACUAAGAAGACUAAAGGCCAUGCCAAAACACUUAUGAUACAAAUUUUGAAGUCUGUAGAGAGAAACCUAUGCAGACCAGACUUUAUAAAUAUGCGGGGUUUGAAUGUUUCUGUAAUAAUUUUCACAAGUAUUGUGACUUUCUACAUUUUUAAAGCCAGCAGGAUGUUUGUUUCUGUUAGUGAAUGGCAAUUCAGGCUGCUUGAAAUCUGGUGGGUUUUGUUUGUUUGUUUUUAAACACUCUCUCACUAAUCUCCAGUCAACAUGAAUUCAACACUACUUGUGCUCUUACCAGUAAAUUCUGUUGUCCGAUAUCAUCACAAGGACCGCCACUACGCUAACCGUAUACGCCAGACAGUCUCUAAACAGUGGCCAACAGGAUAGCCUCGAAACCUGCAGAACACAUUCAUUUACUUUUUUUUUAAACUUGUCUGUAAUACUUUCACUAAGUGCUGUAAAUGCUGCAUCAAUAUGUUGUUUCUAUAUUAUGUAAAAACUUAAGAUUCUUAGGAAUGACUUAAGUAUGAUAUUUAACAAGUUAGUGUUUUUAAAAACUUUCAUAGCAGGUUAUCUUAAAACUGAUUACAUGCUGUUUUUGCUACUAAAUAAUAAACUUGACAGUUGUCAUAGUAA
Molecule: messenger RNA, 8722 nt
Organism: Dromaius novaehollandiae (emu)
Lineage: Eukaryota; Metazoa; Chordata; Aves; Casuariiformes; Dromaiidae
Gene: MYEF2
Product: myelin expression factor 2
Exons: 16
Coding region: 117-1904 (595 amino acids)
Cellular component (GO): cytoplasm; ribonucleoprotein complex; nucleus
Molecular function (GO): mRNA binding
Source: RefSeq, a predicted model, not a curated record